Messenger RNA from Orussus abietinus, 2587 nucleotides. RefSeq lists its product as uncharacterized. The transcript is spliced from 10 exons. The record is from RefSeq and is a predicted model, not a curated record. Bases 583 to 2247 code for a protein of 554 amino acids. Gene Ontology annotation, molecular function: ubiquitin binding. NCBI's taxonomy places the organism in Eukaryota, Metazoa, Arthropoda, Insecta, Hymenoptera, Orussidae.
UUCCCUUAUCUAUCGAACGGCUAGCUAAAAAUUCAAGGGGUCCACCAUCUCGCCCGUUAUUUGUACCCCGGAUUUGCCCCCACGGCUCGCAUUCAGCCGGGCAGACUUUGAUCUCGCGAGUCUCGUGUUUUCGCUCGAGGAAGGCCGUACACCUGGGAACGCGCGGGAUGUAGAGGGGACGCCACGGUGUGGGAACCGGCCAACCAAUCGGAACGUCCGCUGUGUCACGUGACCGAGGUUCGAAGAUUACGCGCCAUAUUGAUCCCGUAGAUGGGAUUGAGAUUUACCUCCGAUCGCACCGAAAAGUAAGAACUGCGAAGUUCGAUGAUCGCGCGCCAUAUUGGUUCCGUAUAUGGGUUUAAGGUUUACCUCCGGUUGCACCUAAAAAUAAGAACUCGACGCAGGGUAAAUAUUUGACAUUGAUAGCGAAAAUCGGUACACCAAUCGUUACCUUUCGACCAACAUAGUACCACGUGACGUCGAUUUGAAUUUCGCGCGCGGGAACGUCUCUGUCUUCCUUGGAUGCGUUAGUACACGCGAAGAAUACCAGGGUAGGCCCUGCCACGACGAUGGGGGCCCACGAUGGGGGAGUGCCACUGCUCUAACAUCGCCAUCAUGCAGCUCUUCCACGAGUUGAAGCAACAAUUCCCUGCACUGCCCGACCACGUUGUGUCUCAGUGCAUAGCGCAGAACAGCCACGACCGAGAGAUAUGUGCACGGAGCUUGCGAGCGACCCAGGACUCGAGACCGUCCCCGGGGGCCUUCCCGCCCCCGCCUCCACCCCCGAGCCCGAGCGCGAACCACGGCAUGUCCUCAGUCCGGCCCCACCGACCGGCGUCCUUGGACAUAGGUGUAGCCCGAAGGUGCCCCGCGGCGGCGCCCCUGCCUACGGCCAACCCUCGAGUGCCCCUAACCUUGGCGCCCUCCUCGGCGCCUGCCUCCUGCCCUGCAAGGGGCUUCUUCGACGACCUCACCGGUCCCGACUCGACCUCGACGUGUGGCAACGCCGGCUUCGAGCUCAACGUCAACGUCGCCUGCAGUCCGGCCGGCAAUCGCGCAGAUUUCCGAACGGUCCCCGGCCCGGGGGCCUGUAAACGAAGCGACCUGAAGGUGGAGCCGCGUCCCCACUACGCUGACCCCCACCAGGCGGCCGCCAGUGGUUCUCCAAGCGGGGCCCAGGUGGACCAGGCCCGCAGCUACACCUCCGUCAGCCUGACCCUGAGGCCGCCGUCCUCGGAGCCGCAGCCGCCCAUCGACAUCCGGUCCCAGGGCUCCAGCCUGACCUACUCGACCUCCUCUCUAGAUCCCAGGGGCUUCCAAAGUCGCCUGCAAAUCAGUAUUGGCCCCGGGAACGUCGGCAGCGUGGCGGCCGCGAGGAUCAGGCCCCCCUUGGGCCCCGUCAGGCCCAACAGCCUCGUGCCGCUGCCCGCUCAGGCCGCUCCCCAAAAACCUCCAGGUCUACCAGCGGGUCCUCCUAGCCAGCUGCCGAGACCGACGACGACCAUGAGCGCCCCGACGACUCCUUCGGUCUCUUCGGCUGGAAUCCCACCUCCUAGCAGCCUCCCGACGACACCUUCGCAACCCUCUCAGCCGCCCAACCCGAAUUCGCCCACGUCGAACCAGGAAGCCCAGAUCAGCGCCGAGCUGGCUCAACUGCCGUUAAACCAAGUGGCAGAGCAUCAAAGGCAGCUGGUCGCGGAACAAUUGUUGAGGAAGGAGCGACUGGCGAAAGAGCUAAGAGCUGAAAAGGGGAGACUCGAAGCCAUGAAGAGGGAAGUGCAAUCCCUGGCGAGACCGAUCGACUCUUCGAUACCCCCUCAGGAACUGAAGAGGAAGCUGCGGAGCGAAAUCUACCAGCUUCAAGUUGAAUGCGACAGACUCGCCGACGAGGUCGAUCAGAGAUCAGACCCGAGAGUACCCCUUGGAGAGACUAAUGAGGAAUUCUACCAAGGCAUUUACACGGGCCAACCUUACGUUCCAAUGCCACCUCCACAACUCAGUCGACAACCAGUCUGGGAUCCUCCUCCGAUGGGAAAUGCUGUCGAUAGGGAGGACCGGGAUGGACCAUCCUGGGUCUGCAGACUCUGCACCUUCGAUAAUCACCCAUUGAUGAAUACGUGUGAACAGUGCAACCUGCCAAGGAUAUUGGAGCAUCAUACCACAGGUGAAACACAGGAUAUUCAUAUACGGGUCACGCAUCAUCACAACUUUUCACCUAGACGAACGGUGCACAGUUGGGUGGUAUGACGUGAACUGAAUUAGUACACUUCAAGGAACUUGUACAUAUACAUAUUAUUAUAAUUUAAUUAAAGAAAACGAAAAAGAAGAAAAAGAUGAAUUAACUGAAUAACCAAUUAAGGAGAUGUGUGACCAAUGGAACGAUGUAAUUAAUUUAAUUCUUUUUUAUCUACGUCAUUAGCAUAAAAUGAAACUUGAAAGGCGAUGGACGGGAACGACCCUUUGGAAUGUCCUCGCCCUGAACCUCAAUGAAGUCAACAUGACUUUAUACCGGCUCAGAUUCCAGUAAUUUUUGUAUUCACAGAUUAAUAUGAAUAAUAAAUUCAUCACGAACGUCGUUGCAGGUAAA